CAAGAUCAUUGUAUUUUGUCAUAAAUCAAUUCGUCGCAAUGGCUCCCAGGAUUGCUAUCGUCUUUUACUCCAUGUACGGUCAUAUUGAGCGGCUGGCUCAGGCCGAGUUGAAGGGUAUUCAAGCUGCAGGUGGCAAUGCAGACCUCUACCAAAUCGAGGAGACCCUCCCCGCCGAGGUGCUACAAUUGAUGCACGCCCCGCAAAAGUCUUCCGUUCCUGUCAUUCAGCCAGAGCAGCUGCUCGAGUACGACGCCGUCCUCUUCGGUAUUCCCACUCGCUUCGGUAACUUCCCCGCGCAGUGGAAGGCCUUCUGGGACCGGACCGGUAAGAUCUGGGCCACCGGCGGCUACUGGGGAAAGUAUGCUGGUCUCUUUGUCUCUACCGGCACACUCGGUGGUGGCCAGGAGUCUACUGCGCUAGCGGCGAUGAGCACGCUCGCGCACCAUGGCUUCAUCUACGUGCCGCUAGGUUAUAAGACUGCAUUUCCGCUUCUCACGAACAUGUCUGAGAUCCAUGGUGGCAGCGCAUGGGGCGCAGGAACCUUUGCUGGAGGAGAUGGCUCCCGCCAGCCCAGCGAGCUCGAGCUUUCCAUUGCCGAGGCUCAGGGCAACGCGUUCUAUAGUCACGUUUCUCGGCUGAACUCUGCUUGACUACAUGAUAGCUCUGGAGGGGAUGCAAUGAGUCGGGAGCUCGGUAGGCAGGACGUGAAAGAGCGCGAAGCUCAAGGGGCAAGGCUAGAUCCAGAGAGGGAGUCGGAGGAAGUCGAGGGAGGUCUCUGUGGGCUGCCCAGCAAGUGUAACAUACUUUGAUUCCCUAAAUGGCUUCUCAAGAUGAACCUUAAUGAGCUGGGAAAUGCUUCUAGCGAGCAGUAUAUUAUAGUUAGACACUACAUACUAGUACGGAUUAAUAAACAUUUUUUGAUUGG
Messenger RNA from Aspergillus welwitschiae, 925 nucleotides. RefSeq names its product protoplast secreted protein 2 precursor. NCBI's taxonomy places the organism in Eukaryota, Fungi, Ascomycota, Eurotiomycetes, Eurotiales, Aspergillaceae. Bases 39 to 650 code for a protein of 203 amino acids. Gene Ontology annotation, molecular function: NAD(P)H dehydrogenase (quinone) activity; FMN binding. The transcript is spliced from 4 exons. The record is from RefSeq and is a predicted model, not a curated record.